GAGAAGGAGGGAGAGGAGGAGAUAGAGUGUGAGCAACGGGGUGUAGCAUGCGCUUCCCUCUUUCUCAUUACACGCAACUGGACUGUAUGUAAUAUGGAAUGGUGAAUGGAGACCAAUGUCUUCCGUCACCAAUCAUGAGCUAAUGUGCAGGAGCUAAUUUUGACUAUUACUGGAAAAGGGCAUUCAACAGGCAAUCAGGAGGACUGCAGUCACAUCACGGUGAAGAAGAAGACUUUCGACAAAAAAGAUACAAAAAAAGAAAAACAACAUAGAGUUGGAUUGACAGAUCAGAGAGAGACAGAGAGAGAGAAAGAGGGAGAAGCUUCUUGACAGUGUGUAACUGUAACCACCCAUCAUCAAUACAGGCACGUCAGUCACAGAUAUGGAAAAUCCCUCUCCUGUAGCCUUCGCCCUUAAGUCUUUGUCACCAAACAAGUCGUCGAACUCCUCAGAUGAGCCCUUCCUGGUAAGAAAUGACGCCUCGACCUCGGUGGGUGCCGUCAUCCUCUCCCUGGUCUUCCUGGUGGGCGUGCCGGGUAACCUCUUCGUCAUCUGGAGCAUCCUGGCCAAGUCGCGGCGGCGCUCCAUCACCACCAUGCUCAUCCUCAACCUGGCGUGUGCCGACGGCUGCCUCAUGGCCCUCACCAUCUUCUUCAUCGUCUACCUGGCCAAGCAGACCUGGGUCUUCAGCCGCUUCCUGUGCAAGACGCUCUUCUACCUGUGCAACGUCAACAUGUACGCCUCCAUCAUGCUCAUCACCCUCAUGAGCCUGCACCGGCUGGUGGCGGUGGUGUGGCCGCACCGCGUCACCGUGCUGCAGAAGAAGAGGAUCAUGGUCCGCAUACUGGCGGGCCUGUGGCUGCUGGUGCUGCUGCUGGCGCUGCCCGCCGUCAUCUUCAGGAGGGCACGAGAGGACAAGAAGCAAAACCGCUGGGAGUGCGCUCCGGACCACACGGCCGGCUCGGAAGUGUUCCAGUAUACAUUUGAGACAGUAGUGGGCUUUCUUCUGCCAUAUGCUGUGAUAGUGAGCAGCUAUGUGUGCAUCCUACGACGACUGAAACGGACCAAGUUUAAGCGCACAGUCCGCAGUGAAAAUCUCAUCCAUGCAAUUAUUGUGAUCUUUGGCGUCUUCUGGUUACCAUAUCAUAUCAUAAAUAUCAUACAGGUUGUGGCAGCACUCUGUCCGGAAGACAGCACAUUAAGAAGAAGCUUAGACAGAAUCUGGGGGUCCAGCCGAGCGGUGACCUCUUCCCUGGCCUUCAUCAGCAGCACGGUGAACCCCAUCCUGUACACCUUUAAGGGACGCUCUUACAUGAAGAGCAACGGCCUGGGCUUCAUGGCGAAACUUUUCGAGGGCACGGCUCUGGACUCUGGCACCAGAAAGGCGAGAUCAGAAGGAGUGGGAAUGCAACCCACAGAGUCCACCACCAGUGCUGGAAAUCAGGCUGUGAUAAACGGGAAAUAACAUUCACCACAGGCACUGAGUGGACUCGAUGUGACCAGUGUGCUUCUCUUUCAGCAACUGUUCCUGUGAGGUGUGCGGUCCCACAGGCAUCAGCUUUGGUGACCUUAAUAUGCAAGGUUGCCGACAUUGCCUUGCCUUUGACAAACAGGUUUACCAUUACCACAUGGACUUUCGCUCAAAGCCUCACAUCUUACGAACUGCAAGGCAUCGUUGGCCUCAAAACGUUGUACAUUCUAUUUUACAUAUUGGCACAAUACCCCACAUUAUAUUGAUGUUCUGCUUAUUUCACUAUAAAAAAGGUACAUGUAAAAUGUAAUCUUAUCUAUUGCACUACUUCAAUGGCUGAGUACAGGCUUCAGUGUUUAGGGUGCUGGCUAACAUGAAAAUGUUUUUUCUUUGCAACUUGCAUUAACUCAUUUCAUUUGGUUACAAAGUUGCCAACUUAAAGGAUAACUUCUGCCAAUUUCGACAUGCUCACACUACCCUGGACUUGUCAGAAAGCCUACUUGAGUUUUUUUUUUCUUAGCCUUUUCCGAGAUCCUGGUCAUUGUAAUGGGGGCAGGCGUUUGUUUAAAUUUAAAAAAUAAAUAAAUCUGGAUUUACUACCAACAUCCAAAAGCUUAUGCAACAUCAGACAACUAGCAAACCGUGAUACCUUUAAGGAUAAUAUUUGGAGAAGGCCCAUGUUAAAAAGGGCUAAGUCGAAAAAAUGCAGCAUCACUGGGUAGUGACAAGUCAAGGGUAGUGUGACCAAUACAGCAGCAUAUACAUGGGUUCGCAGUGUUUGUAAACACGAUAUUGUGAGGAUCAAGACAAGGGUAGCCAACCACGUCAGCUAAUUUUUUGACCGACAGCAGUUUCCAACAAUCAGAGGUUGAGUUGUUGUGCGCAGCUAGGAGAAAAGUUUUUAGAACCCAUGUAUUGAAAUUGGCAGAAGUGAGCCUCUAACUAGGUAAAUGAUGAAACCAUGUGCAAUAGGAAAAUGGUGUGUGUGGGAUAAUGCAAGGUGUAGCCUCUCAUCCUAUUGCACUACUUGCAGGUAAGGAAACCUUUACAACAAAACAAUACGGAGGGCCUCAUAAGUGCAAUAGAUUUUGAUUUAACCAACAGGUGCAGCUUCACCAAUUCAAUGGCCAUUAAUGAGGUUCUCUUUUAGUCAAUCCCCGUUUUUGUGCCAAACAGCAAUAAACUGACACCCAGGACACCGUAACCCCAAGUAGCUUGUGGCUAUUGACCCAUUUAGAAGGAAAGUCAAUCACUGGCUGCGUGCACAUUGACACAGAUACACUGCAGAACCUAAAGAGAGAAGACCUGCCGUCCUGGACCCCGUUUCUCAACCGUGUCUUUGCUAACCAAUUAGCAACUUAGAAAGUUGCCAAUGAGAAAUUGCAUUACAACCAAGUAAGUUGCCAACUUAGCUAGCAAAGACACUUGAGAAACACACCCCUGAUGUGUAUGUUUAAAGGAAUCCUAAACGUAUACUACACUUACGCUAUUUA
Engraulis encrasicolus (European anchovy) is the source of this 2964-nucleotide messenger RNA. It is a transcript of the gene ltb4r2b, whose product is annotated as leukotriene B4 receptor 2b. The coding region runs from base 383 to 1465 and encodes 360 amino acids. The record is from RefSeq and is a predicted model, not a curated record. The transcript is spliced from 5 exons. NCBI's taxonomy places the organism in Eukaryota, Metazoa, Chordata, Actinopteri, Clupeiformes, Engraulidae. Gene Ontology annotation, molecular function: leukotriene receptor activity; G protein-coupled peptide receptor activity. Gene Ontology annotation, cellular component: plasma membrane. Gene Ontology annotation, biological process: neuropeptide signaling pathway.